GUCACGUGACAGCUGACUCAAACGCCACUAACUGUUGCCUCGUAUUCACUAGUACCUGCUAGAAAAUGAUGAAAUAUCGAGAAAUACACUUUGCUGACGUGUGACUGAGAUGGAUAUAAGCAACAUUUCAAUCAGUCUACUCGACGUACUAACACUCAACUAACACUAACGUUAGCAUUAGCAUUAGCCGAGGCACCACAGCAGCAGGAAGUGGUCUGAAGCUUCCCGACAACCGACUGAACUGAUAGCUAUUUUCAGUAUGCGGAACCGACAGAGGGGAUCACACCUGGGCCUGCUGCUCCUGGGUUCCCAGCUGUUCCAGCUCGGUCUGGACAACAUCCCCCCAGUCACCCUGGCUGUCCUGGGACUCAAUGUGUACCUUUACCUGUUUCCAGCAGCCCCACUGUUGCAGGCCUGUGUGAGUGUCCAGCAGGCAUACUGGUUUAAAGACUGGCGCCGCCUUCUGCUGUCCCCGCUACACCAUGUGGAUGACUGGCAUCUCUACUUCAACAUGGUGUCCUUCCUUUGGAAAGGUAUCAGGCUGGAGCGACGGCUGGGCGGAGCCUGGUUCGUCUACCUGCUUUCAGUCUUCUCUCUGCUCACCGGAUUGGUCUAUCUGGUGUUGGAGGCAGUGUUAACAGAGCUCACCCAGGACCAAUCCUACAGCAUGGCCUGUGCUGUUGGCUUCUCAGGUGUCUUGUUUGCUCUGAAGGUGCUCAGUAAUCAUUACCACCCUGGGGAUGUGACCUAUGUGAUGGGUUUCCCUGUGUCUAACCGCUAUGCUAGCUGGGCGGAACUCGUACUGAUCCACAUGACAUCGCCUGGGACCUCUUUUGUUGGCCACCUGGCAGGUAUCCUGGUGGGUCUGCUCUACACUGUUGGACCACUGAAGUCCAUCAUGAAGAAGUGUGCAGGGUUUGUGACAUCAAACGGAUAUAACUCCCAGCCCAGUACCUACUAUGGCUCUUCAGGCUACAGUGGCACUCGUGGAGGAUACACAGGAUACUCUCAGUAUGCACCAUAUUCCACAGCAAAUCCUACAGCAUCUCAUGCAGGUGGGCUGACGGAGGAAGAGCAAAUACAGGCAACCAUCAGAAACAGCCUGAAUGACAGAGGACAAACCAACCAGAGAGAAGCUCCUCCUCCUUAUGGUUUCCACCUCUCUGAGGAGGCGACCGCUGAGGAAAUCAGGCAGAGGAGACUGAUGAGGUUCGACAGUUGAACUGCCGGACAGCGGAAGGGAAGAAGAAGGUUUAGGUUACAACACAACAGAGGAAUUUCUUCCGGAAGCUUGGUCCAAACUCUGCUGCAACAGGCUGAGGAAGAACAUCCUGAAUGAGGUCCACCCACACAGUCUGACACAUUUAAAAGCUCUGUUACUGUGUGGUGCUUUGUGCCAACGUGCCUCAAGUGUUACCAAACAGUGAAUGUAAGCUAUGCAAAGCUACUUUAAUGCUACUUAGACAUUGAAGUAUUCGGAUUUGCAGCUGCAAAUUGAGGAUUUGAGAGGAAAGCGAACAAGGAUUUAUAAUAUUUUUUAGACGAUGUUUUUGUUGUUAUGCUACUUAAAGUUGUGAAAUGGGUGACAAACAACAAAUAAAAUGCCUUUUAAGAUGUUUAAAACCAAAGUUUAAAUUUGAGAAACAUGAAUUACAUUUGUGAAAACAGACGAAAGGACGAGUUUGCAUGUUCUCCCCGUGUCUGCUUGGGUUCUCUCCGGGUGCUCUAGCUUCCUCCUACUGUCCAAAGACGUGCAAGCUAGGUGAUGGACUGGCGACCUGUCCAGGGUGUACCCCGCCUCUGCCCUGUGCCAGCUGGGAUUGGCUUCCGCGAAGUUGUACAUGGGAUAAGCGGUUGACGAUGGAUGGAUGGACAAAAGUGCAUCCAACCACGUUAGACUAGAUGUAGAUAUUAUAAAAAUCUGUAAAAUCAGCAUUUUAUUGUUCUUAUAAACAGAAUAAAUGUGUUUAGAAACUAA
This is a messenger RNA of Micropterus salmoides (largemouth bass), 1978 nucleotides long. RefSeq names its product rhomboid domain containing 1 (gene rhbdd1). The transcript is spliced from 8 exons. The record is from RefSeq and is a predicted model, not a curated record. NCBI's taxonomy places the organism in Eukaryota, Metazoa, Chordata, Actinopteri, Centrarchiformes, Centrarchidae. Gene Ontology annotation, molecular function: serine-type endopeptidase activity. Gene Ontology annotation, cellular component: membrane. The coding region runs from base 260 to 1222 and encodes 320 amino acids.